AUGGUGAAAGAAACCAAGUACUACGAAAUCCUAGGGGUUUCAGUCAAUGCUACAGAAGCGGAGUUGAAGACUGCCUACAAAAAGGGUGCUUUGAAACAUCAUCCGGACAAGAACGCACACAACCCCGAAGCCGCCGAAAAGUUCAAGGAUUUAUCACACGCGUACGAGAUCUUGUCGGACCCACAGAAGCGCGAGCUGUAUGAUCAAUAUGGCGAAGAAGGGUUAGAACAAGGCGGCGCUGCGGGCGGCAUGAAAGCAGAGGAUCUUUUCGCUCAGUUCUUUGGCGGUGGCGGAGGCUUUGGCGGCAUGUUCGGUGGUGGAAUGAGAGAUACCGGCCCGAAGAAAGCAAGAACCAUUCACCACGUCCACAAAGUUUCCCUAGAAGACAUCUACCGCGGCAAGGUCUCCAAAUUAGCCCUCCAGAAAUCUGUCAUCUGUCCAGGAUGCGAGGGACGAGGAGGAAAAGAAGGUGCAGUAAAGCAGUGCCAUGGCUGUAAUGGUACCGGUAUGAAGAUCAUGAUGCGCCAGAUGGGACCGAUGAUCCAGCGUUUCCAGAGUGUGUGCUCAGACUGCAAUGGUGAAGGAGAAAUGAUUCGGGAUAAAGACCGUUGCAAGCGCUGCAGUGGCAAGAAAACUAUUGUUGAGAGGAAAGUUCUUCAUGUUCACGUUGACCGAGGUGUCAAGAACGGCCACAGAAUCGAUUUCCGCGGGGAGGGCGACCAAGUGCCAGGAGCAUUGCCUGGUGACGUAGUAUUCGAAAUCGAGCAAAAGCCGCACCCGCGAUUCCAACGAAAAGACGAUGAUUUGUUUUACCAAGCUGACAUCGACCUCCUCACCGCGCUCGCUGGAGGCACUAUCAAUGUUGAGCAUCUUGACGACCGAUGGCUGUCUAUUAAUAUUGCACCUGGCGAGCCCAUCACACCUGGUGCCAUCAAGGUUGUCAAGGGCCAAGGCAUGCCUUCUUACCGCCAUCAUGACUUUGGAAAUCUUUAUAUCCAAUUCAACGUGAAAUUCCCAAAGUCAGAGGACCUUCGAAAUCUGGACCUGCUCGAACAAGUUCUACCACCGCGUCUCGAGCAACAACAAACUCCAUCAGAUUCCAUGGUAGAAGACUUCGAACUGGAAGAUGUCGACGAGAGCUCCCAGGCCCGUGCGCAUGGCGCGGCAGGAUAUGACGACGAAGACGACGAUGGCGUGCCACCCGGCGCAGAACGAAUGCAGUGCGCAUCACAAUAA
This is a messenger RNA of Uncinocarpus reesii 1704, 1236 nucleotides long. RefSeq lists its product as uncharacterized. Bases 1 to 1236 code for a protein of 411 amino acids. Gene Ontology annotation, cellular component: nucleus; cytoplasm; cytosol. The record is from RefSeq and is a predicted model, not a curated record. Gene Ontology annotation, biological process: protein refolding; response to heat. NCBI's taxonomy places the organism in Eukaryota, Fungi, Ascomycota, Eurotiomycetes, Onygenales, Onygenaceae. The transcript has 4 exons. Gene Ontology annotation, molecular function: ATP binding; Hsp70 protein binding.